Mytilus californianus (California mussel) is the source of this 6368-nucleotide messenger RNA. RefSeq names its product tubulin polyglutamylase TTLL13-like. The transcript has 20 exons. Gene Ontology annotation, biological process: microtubule cytoskeleton organization; protein polyglutamylation. Lineage: Eukaryota; Metazoa; Mollusca; Bivalvia; Mytilida; Mytilidae. The record is from RefSeq and is a predicted model, not a curated record. Gene Ontology annotation, cellular component: cilium. Gene Ontology annotation, molecular function: tubulin binding; tubulin-glutamic acid ligase activity. The coding region runs from base 420 to 3611 and encodes 1063 amino acids.
AGACCUAUAGUACAACUUGGAUGGUAUUUGUAAAACUGAACUUGUCAAUUCCUCUGUGUAUAGUCUGUGAAUAUAAUAAGUCAAUUUUCUUUAGACCAUUUUUAUCAACAGAAAAGUCAAUAUAAACAUCACAUUAACAGAUAUCAAUAUUUGAAGUUCUUUAAGGUUUGAAGAAGUAGCCAGAAAACCAUAUUUAAAGUAUAUCAUAUACUGUUGAAGUGUUUUAUUUUCUCUUUGGAUAAUAUCAUGGUAGAUCAGUGAAUUUAUAACUUUGGGAUUAAAUAUUUGUAAGAUUGGUGAUCAUAAAAUAAUCAUGGUUCCUGGAUAAUGUUUUAUGCUCUUUAGAUAACUGAGAAAUAGUGAAAAAAUGCUUUUCAUUAGUCAAAACAGGUUAACAUCUGCUGUCUAAGUCAGUCAGAAUGAGCAACAAGGAUUCAGAGGACUACCUCUCCGAUGGAGAAACCACUGCACGGGGAGCUGAUGAUGAUAGUAGCAGUAGUUCCAGUGAUGACAGCGAUGGAGAAGAGGGGGAAGAUUCAGGAUAUGAUAAUGGCGGGGGACAACCGACCCUAUCCUUGAUGGAUGGAGCUUCUAUCCUCAUACAACAGGGUCCAGAAGAUGAGGAGGAUGAAGGGGAAGCUGACAUAGACACAGGAAUUAGUACGCAAGCAGACACAGAAACCGAGGUAGAUAAAAAACUGGAAGAAGAAAAAAAAGAAUUAGAUAAAAAAGUGAAAAAGAAAAAGAAACGAAAGAAAAUCUACUAUAUUUGUCUCACAAAUUGCAAGUAUGAUGUCGUACGAAAGAACUCCAAGCGGUUUGGAUUCAAGGAAGUAUCUGAUGAUGACGAAUGGACAUUAUACUGGACUGAUUAUUCUGUGGCCCUGGAAAGAGUUAUGGAGAUGAAAAAAUAUCAGAAAAUAAAUCAUUUUCCUGGAAUGAGUGAGAUAUGCAGGAAAGACAUGUUAGCCAGAAACUUAAACAGAAUGCUCAAGAUGUACCCAAAAGAAUAUAACAUAUUCCCUAAAACUUGGUGCUUACCUGCAGACUAUGGAGAUUUCCAAGCUUACACAAGACAGAAGAAAAAUAAGACAUAUAUACUGAAACCUGAGACUGGCUGUCAAGGGAAAGGAAUCUGGGUGACAAAAAAUCCUAAAGAAAUCAAACCACAUGAGCACAUGAUUUGUCAACAGUACAUGCCAAAGCCAUUUCUGAUUGACAAUUUCAAGUUUGACUUCAGACUGUAUGUGCUAGUGACCUCAUGUGAUCCAUUUAGAAUUUUUCUGUUUAACGAUGGUUUAGCUAGAUUUGCUACAAACAAAUAUGUAGAACCAAGUCAUAAUAAUAUAGAUAAUGUUUUCAUGCAUUUAACAAAUUAUGCCAUAAAUAAACAUAGUGAGGACUUUGUGAGGGAUGAUGAGGCUGGAAGUAAAAGGAGAAUUAGUACAAUAAAUAGAUUUUUGAAGGACAAAGGCUAUGACAUUGAUAAGAUGUGGACAGAAAUAGACGAUGUUGUGAUAAAAACAUUAAUUUCUGCUCAUUCUAUACUCAAACACAACUACCGCACAUGCUUUCCUAAUCAUGUCAAAGGCAGCGCAUGUUUUGAAAUCUUAGGAUUUGACAUACUGCUGGACAGGAAGCUUAGACCCCAAGUCUUAGAGGUCAAUCACUCUCCCAGUUUUAAUACAGAUUCAGAACUGGAUAGAGAAAUUAAAGGUGCUUUAGUCAUGGACUCUUUAAAUUUAGUCAAUUUUGGUGCUUGUGAUAGAAGAAAAUGCAUAGAAGAGGAGAAAAAGAGAAUUAAAGACAGAUUAAUGGGAAGAGGGACAAAGAAGGAAUCUAAAGAAGAAUUAGAAAUGGCCCAGACACAAUACCAAGAGUAUUUAGAGAGAUAUGAGAACAAUCAUAUGGGAAACUUCAGAAGGAUAUUUCCAAAUUCAGGAUCAGAGAAAUACGAGAAAUUCUUCCAUAGUAGUGGCACUUUGUUCCAAGAAACUGCAGCUUUCAAAGCCAGGAGUGAAAUGGCCAGGCAACAGCGAGAUGAAAUCGCCAGAAAAAAAGAAAAAUUGGAAUCUAUGUUGAAGGGAAAGAAAAGUCAGUCAUCCAUUAGACCAGAAAGUCCAAACAGUAGGAGACGAAGGUCACUAAAGCGAACCACCAUGCCCUCUCGGAGACUCUCAGGUUCCAGGAAUAGUUGUUCUGAGACCAUAGGUAGUGAGUCUGACCGACGAUUUAAUGAUGAGCCAUUGGAUACCAGUAAACCAAUGGACAUCUUAGAGGAAGAAGAACUGGAGAGAAUCAGUGGUUUGUUACAACGUGAUAACCUAGUCAGAGGUCUGGGCAUAGUGGAACAUGUGUAUCGUCUCCUCCAUUGUACACCAGGAACUAUGGGAGUAAUGAAGACAGAUUCAAGACCUUUACCUCCACCCUUGGACAAUCACAGAUGGCUUUGUGCCAAUCGGCAAAAUGAAUCAUGCCUUGCUGGGCAACGAGCCCCCAUCAGAAUAAAAGAUCGUCAGUAUUACAAAAAGUUACUGGAUCGCUACUUUGGACAUAACCAUGCUUUAGCCAAUGAAAACAUCACUAAGACUGAAAAGAAUGCAAGUAGAUCAGGUCAUAAUAGAUAUGGAACAAAUUACGAUAGCAGCGUGUUCUUUCAUGCAAGGGAAGAUCCCAACAGACAGUUUCCACAGGUGCGUCUAUCUUAUAGCACCAAUGAUAGAAAGGUUGUUUUAACACACCAGCCCUUCACUCAAGAUGAUAUUGAAAAUGAAGAGCUGUUUGAUUUGGAGAGUGGUCGUGAAGCGGAUUUAACACGCCGGCAACACAACCACCAUCAUCACGAUCAUUCUUUAUCAUCUGCACUUACCAAUUCCAUGCAUACCCUCACUAAUAAUGACAAUAAUUCUAUAUCAUCUAUCAAUCAGCCUAACUACAAUUCUGGACGAGUUUCCACGUGGCAGGGCAAGGCAGGAAGUCUAAGUAACCUGAAUGAGAAGACAGUACCAUCAUAUCAGAGAAAUAAGUUUGUGAAGAAACCUUUAGGAGGAAAUCCAAGGUCAAACUCGGGUGCCCUUGUUAUCCAAGAAUCUGAGUUCAGAAGCAAUUUAUCACACCUUUUAGACACAGAAGCUGAGAGAAACAGAAUAUUGGCCAGGAAUGGCUACGCUUCUGACUGGAGAUCAGAUGUAGCAACGCCAAACAGUAAACGGACAUUAAGUGCCCAGGGCCAGAGGAAAGAUGGAGGUUGGCGUUACAUUGCACACAACUCAAACUACCCACUUUGGCAGUAUCAUUUAGAUAAUAACACAUCAAAACCCUUGGAGUUACCGAGCGUAAACCUACCAAGAGUCGCACCCAAUAAUGGUCCGCCGGGUCUAUCAGUGGUCUCGGCCCCUGCCCCCGUAGUACAGAGACCUGAUCUUGGACAUCCUGGAUCAGCCACCCCUGGAAGUAACAUAAGUCGUAUAGGAUCUCAACAAUCUAUAUCAGAAGGCCAGAAUUCUGCCUCUCUCAGGUCUACCAAAUCACAACGUAUUAGAGGAGCAUCUAAUAAUCUCCGCAUACGUCAAAUAGAACUGAGAGAGAACCACGCUACGGUACUCAGCUGACAGAAUACAAACUGUUAAAGCCAUUACACCUAUGUAUAUAUAUGGCAUGCCUGCAUCAGACCCAGUUACCUAUCCAGAACAGACUCUCUGAUAUAUUGUUGAUAUUUAAGUGUAUUUCUGGGUGCAGAGAAAAAGUUAGACAAUUUGCUGAACUAUGGCAUUGACCCUUACAAAAAUUAUUUUUAUAGGGAAGCACUAUAAAUUACAAGUUUAAUAGAAGGAAUAAUUGUAAACAAAGAAAAAAAGAAUAUGUUACAAAUAUUACAACAAGAUACAGAAUUGAUAUUAGUACUGUAAGGUAUAUUUAUUGAAGGUUAAGAAAUCACUAAGGGCUUCAUCUGCAUGUCAAAUUCAGCACAUUGUCUAAACAGUGUAAGUAGGUAGGCACUUGUCCUGACAGUCUGGACAAAAAGUGUGCAAUCAGACCAAUUAUUCCGUCCAUAUUUUCUGAAUUUUCUGUGAUAGGGUAAACUAUGUGAUAUUGAUACACAAAUCUUUAUUUUUGUCAUUUCUAUUUAUAAGAUAUAUUUUCAUAUUGAAUUUUGUUGCAGACAUUUCACCUAUAAUUAUUGGUCAGAGUUUUGUCAUUACUUCAGAAGUUUAAAAUGUUGAGCAUUAGUUUUAUUUUAUUUUUGAAUUGACAUUUUUCAUUUUAUCUUUGCAAGUGAUCAGGUUUUGGGUAUUAUGAAUCAUUACAGAAAAAGCUUUCUUUCACAAAUUUUUGUACCUUUGUGUACACUAUGCAGGUUGGACAACACUUUCAGCAUUUUUUAGUAUCUCCUCAAUGAAGUUGUAAAUGCUAGACUUAGACCUGCUGUUUCCAGCAAAGGUAGUGUCAACAUUUUGUUAAAGUUUGUGAUAAGAAACCGCUAAUUGAAGGUCAAUAAUAUUUGAGAUGUAACAGUUGUAUAAGCAUUUGCACAUCUCAUUUCCAAGGAAAUAAUUCCUCCUCAGUCAUGCAUAUUUUACAUGUUUAAGUUUGUAAAUAGGUCUGUUUAAGGGAAAUACUAUUGGUAAGCCAAUUAUAUUUGAUAUAUAGUUGUAUAGGCAUUAGCAAAUCUCAUUUCCAUGAAGAUAAUAUGACCCUGCCCCCUCAGUUAUGGUUCAUUGAUUUUGAAACUUUUGCAUAGUUUACAUGUUAAAGUGUUGAAUUUCAACAUUUGAUUUGCCUAAUAUUAUCAAAAUCACAAACAGGCAAGACAUAUCUUUGUGUCAACAGUUAAUAGAAUUUUUCAGUAAAGUUCUUAAAAGUUCUUAUCUAAAGUAAUUUCAUUUAAGUCUGAAAACAUAGUUUUGGUAAAUGAGACCACAGUUGUCCUUAAAUAGUCAAUGUUACCCCUUUUAUUUAAAUAUUGGGAAACUAUGACUGGAAAUGAAACAAAUAAAUCUUUGUUUUCCAUGUUGAUUCAAUCGUAAAGUGAAUAUUUGAUAGUCGACCUUAUAUUUACAGAGUAGGGUAUUUUGUAUUUAUUGUAAAACAACAAAUUUUUUUUGGUAUCUAAACAAAGUUAAGUAAUAAUUCAUUUAUAUCUGAAGUAAGUGUUUUUUUCUUUCAAUUUUAUCAUAAUACAUGUGUAUUUAAAAUUUGUGCCUUUAAUAUAAGACAGUGCUGACAGUUUCAUUUCAGUCAUAAUUUGACUUUAGACUGAAUUGAUAUUUGUUUUAACAUUAGUACCAACAACAUUGUAUCAAACAAAUGUUGACAAAUAUUAUAAAUAGAUCUUAUUGCAUUUCAUAUACAAAUCUUAGAAUGGAUGCAUUCAGAAUUUUAAAACUUUACAUUUUAUGUUGUCCUCCUUGUUAUGCCAGUGUAUCUGUAUAAUUUAUGGUAUUUAUUUUUUGAUGUUACAUAUUUUUAUACAUUCUUAAUCUGUGAUAUGUUUUAUUGCUGUGCCUUCAUCAAUGUAAGCACAUUUUUCUGUGUAGUCUGUUUUAUGUGCCAAAUCUGAACUUUUUCCUUAUUUAUUUCUUUUUAUAAAUUUCAAUAUUGAAUACUCUUUUCUUUUAAUGUGUUUUUAAUUUUUUAAAAGUAGCAGUUUGGCAAUUUAAAUUAUUUGCAUCGUUAUCAUUAAAUAUAUAUAAAAGUUGAUGGUUUAAUGAUUUGGUCUUUGUCAGGUUGUGCAACUGAAAAAAAGACAAAUAUAAAUUAAGAACACAAUUCUUAAUAAUUUUUUCAAGAAUUUCAUCAGCAAAUUUUGAAUUCUUUAUAUAACUACACAUCUUUUGGUUUUUACUGUCAUUGAAAAAUUAAGUAGCUUCAAAGUCAUAUUUAUUCAAUUUAUUUCUUUGUCAUAUUCUCCCAGCCUGAAUCUUUGAAAAACUGUUUAUCAGAUUUAAACUUAUGUUAACAGUCUUGCCUCUUUAGAUGUUUUACCAUUUAUGGACAAAAGCAUCAUGAUGAUAGGCAUUCUUGGUAAUUGUGAAAGUUUUAUCUUACAUUUAUAAGCCUUAUGUUUUUACAGUUUUUAGAUAAACAAGGGGUAUUAUAAUUGUCAGAUAUACAGAUUUUUUUUGGCAGUUAAAACUUGAAGAUUGCUAGCUAAACUUACAAAAGAACAUUGUUCUGUUCAUACGUUUUAUUUAGUUUAUGAAGAUUGUCAUAUUAUCAGUAUUAUGUUAGGUAUGUGAUUUUUGUUGUUGUUUGUUCAGUCAGAGAGAAUGUGACAACAUUGUAUGUAACUUGUUUGUAAAUAUCAUAAAAUGGUUACAGAAUUGUAGACAAUAUAUAUUUAAUAAUUAAAAUAAUUUAUCUUCUAA